GAGAGGCUCUAGUUGCUAGAUCACGUGCCAAGUUCCCGCGUAUCGGCGCGGACGAGUUGCGCACGGAAUACCUAAUCGCUUGAAUGUGCCUCACUUAUCCGUCCUCGAUUUUCCCCACUUCUCUACCGUAAACAAGCCAUGUGAAUCCUCACACUACCUCCAACUCAUAUCUGGUAUUUUCUCCACCGAGAAUUACUCCUGACAAUGGCUAAAGUUGAGAGUGCAGGAUGUGUUGGGGUCACAGAAAACCAAACAAAACUUGAUGUAUCAGAGGAAAAGAUGAUGUUGGAAGAAAAAAAUCUAACAAGCCAAUCACUAACAGAAGCCACAGGAAAAGCAGACAAUGACGGGGCAGCUGUAGAAAGAAGGGAAAUUCUGCAACAGGUGCCCAAGAAAAAUAUCAACAUGGUGCCACGCCCAGCUCUGGUAGCUGGUAGAACUAUGAGCGGAAUGCAAGCAAUUCAGCAAUUAACAACAAGUACCCCAGCCCAGACCAUUGUCAAGGUAGAAGCAGAAGAAACAGUAAAUAAAGUCCAGAUAAAGGUAGAAGAUAUAGUCAACAAUGUAGCUACAAAACAGGAGUCCACGCAACAAAUACCUGCACAAACAGUCCUUCAGGCACAAGCCCUUUCACAGGCCAUGGCAGCACAACAGGUCAUCUCGCCUCAAGGGGUAACCACAUACAUCCCUGUAGACAACACCCAGGCUGUCAUGCAGGGUUUGAUCCCCUGCACUGGCACAGUGGUUUUGCUAAGCAGUCCAAGCAGCAUACAGGGCUUCAAGACUGUACUCCCUAACGGGACCCAGCUGAUCUCGACUUCAUCUGGAACAGCGGGAGGUGCUGUCAUCCACGGGUCCUGGCCAGGUAUAACCACCACAGAUGGUAAGGCUGUCAACAUCGUGCAGACCACCUGCACUACAAGCAACGCAGGCGCCACUCCGCAAGUUGUUCGAGUGUCCUAUGUGCCAGUCAAUGGUAACCAUGGGCAAACCCCUGUGGUCCCUCAAGGUGACAGCUCCAGUGUGUCAGUCGAAAAGCUGCCAUCUAUGGUUACAGGUGGUUUUGACGAAGAUGACGAAGAAGCCGCUACUGACCCAACCACCCCUGAUGAGUUAUCAACAUUCGCUAAGCAGUUCCGCCAGCGUCGAGUCGCGUUAGGUUUCACUCAGGCAGACGUUGGCGUUGCUUUAGGCACUCUGUAUGGAAACGUGCUGAGUCAAACUACUAUCUGUCGUUUUGAAGCACUGCAGCUUAGCCUAAAAAACAUGUGCAAGCUAAAGCCUUUGUUGCAAAAGUGGCUCCAGGAAACAGACGCUUCCUCGAGCGGCCACGAGGGAGAGAAACAGCAGAACCCUUCAAACUUCGCCUUUGCGACUCACAAUGGUCCUUACAAAAAGCGAAAGAGACGAACUAUCAUCGAGAAGAAUGUGAAAGGGGUUCUUGAAAACCACUUUGAGAAAAUGCCACGCCCGUCAACCUCAGAUAUCAGCAGCCUCGCGGAGAGCCUGGGCCUAGACAGGGAGGUGGUUAGGGUGUGGUUCUGCAAUAGGCGGCAAAAGGAGCGACGGGUCAGCUCUUCUUCUGUCUCGAACGGAGACGAGGGAUGUAUGAUGGAACAGCACGAUGAUGGAGAGAACUCUGUGUGAACUAAGCUGUGCGCAACUGUUUCGAAAACGCUAUGGCGAUUGUCGAAAGGUAGUUUACCGACCAAAAGGCAAUGUGCUGAUGCAAGUAAAAUACGAUGUUUAGGUUAUCUAGAUACAGUAUGUAUGGAGCAUAGCUCUCUCUUUGGGUAACUAUUUAGCCAGAACUUUUCUCUCCAAGCGCUACCAUUCGACAAUUGCUGUAUUCGCCCGAACAAUGUUUUGAACUCGGUGAAAACGUGCGCGUGUAGGUAUGUAUCUAUAUAAAAAUCAAAACACAACGUGGUUAACUUCUAGGAACGUCAUAAGUAUAUAUGUGUGCGUUUUAGAAUGGAGUGGCGUUAGAUAUUGGACACAGUCUCGUGAAUAAGCGCGUAGUCAUUAGUCUUUUACUCGGAGCCUCUUGGUGAAGUUCUAGUUUGAGAAGUAUAUUUUAUCGCCUUGUAGAAAGCGUCCUACUUAUUUGCGUGGUAAAUUGAUUAUACCUCAAACGUGUGUCUGCCUCGCAGUGUAAUAAAGUAAAGAUGAUAUGGUU
Messenger RNA from Nematostella vectensis (starlet sea anemone), 2179 nucleotides. Its product is annotated as POU domain, class 6, transcription factor 1. Gene Ontology annotation, biological process: regulation of transcription by RNA polymerase II. The transcript has 2 exons. The record is from RefSeq and is a predicted model, not a curated record. Lineage: Eukaryota; Metazoa; Cnidaria; Anthozoa; Actiniaria; Edwardsiidae. Gene Ontology annotation, molecular function: RNA polymerase II cis-regulatory region sequence-specific DNA binding; DNA-binding transcription factor activity, RNA polymerase II-specific. Bases 205 to 1647 code for a protein of 480 amino acids.